Molecule: messenger RNA, 1903 nt
Organism: Pungitius pungitius (ninespine stickleback)
Lineage: Eukaryota; Metazoa; Chordata; Actinopteri; Perciformes; Gasterosteidae
Gene: tmem44
Product: transmembrane protein 44
Exons: 10
Coding region: 463-1659 (398 amino acids)
Cellular component (GO): membrane
Source: RefSeq, a predicted model, not a curated record
AUAUUUUUAUUCUGUAACUGCACCAUUUCCUUUUAAAUCUAAAUAAGGAACUUUGUGUUAAUUUUAAAAUCAUCAGAAUGAGAUUUUAAAGUGUAUUAUUUGGGAAGUCUACAUCACAGCCCUGAUAUUCUCGAGACGAGUAUCUGACCAUACAGUCUGUGUACAUGAAUUCUAUAUUUACACAAUUUGAAUUACAUUUUAAUUUAAAAACUGUUUGCAUGCGGUAAUUAUAAUUAUGUAUAACAUUUCAUUGAGUCAUUUUGUUACCUUUAUUGUUACUGGAACUUGGAUCUUAUUCUGAAGUUCCUGGCUUGACUGAAAGUCCGUAUAAGGUGUCGCUCAGGUGAGCUCCGCCCCCCCUCGCUGCAGGUGCUACCAUUGAGUGUCUUGACAGCUGCGUGGCUGCACAGGUGCUGCAUGGAUUAGUUUAUUCUAGCACAACGAAAUGUAAGCCUACUUGAAAUGGACACAGGGGGACAUCGGUUGACCCUGGAGGGUCCGCCCAGGGGGAAUCCCCUCAACUUUCCCUUCAGUUUGGGUGAAUUUUGCGUUGAUGCGGUCACCACCUGUUUCUCUCAGAACUUAGAGAAACGUUGCAUCCCCAUCGGCCUCAGCUUUCUAUCCAUGUUUGUUUUACUGCUGUCAUGCUUUAUCUUCGUGUAUCAGAGGUGUACAUUUCGAGGAGAAGCCCCAGUAGGAACCAUCUCUUUCCUCUACAGCUUCCUCGGAGACCUGUGCAGCACCAUUGGAGCUAUUCUGUCCAGACAGCUGCAUAUUCUGGUUUUGAUGGGAGCUUUGGCUGCUACUGUAGAUGCUGUUAAUUGUAUUUGUUGCUGCUCCCAUGUGCUCCUGCACUUGAACUCAAAGGCAGGCAGGAGGCUGAUGAUACUGAAAGGGCGGAGGAGGCAGCACCUCUUCGCUGUGUGUGUACUGAUGGUGGUUGCAGGAGGCUUUUGGAAAUCCAGAGCGACCCACCUCCCAGCAGUAAGGCCUGUCUUUGGCAGCAGGAGACUGCUGUUUGCCACCCUGCAGGACAACACUGAAGUCCUGGGUUACAUACUUGGCCUGCUUUCCUGUGUCAUCGGAUGUACCUCCAGGUUCCCCGCUCUCUGCAGAGCAUACAGAGGACACGUGCUGACCCGGGCCAAGGUGUUCUCUAGACUGCUGUGCUCACUGUCCGGUGCCCUCUACGCUGCUGCCGUACUCCUGUGUGACACUCGGGUUGGGUUUCUUUUGAGAGUCCUGCCGUGGCUGCUGUCGGCAACCAGCUGUGCCACCAUUGACCUUCUUAUUCUUGUUGUCCUCUGGUGGAGGAGAGGAACUACGCAGAAGCUUACUGGUGUUUCUCCGGACAAAGAGCGUCUCUUAAGAAGGUCCUGCGCCCUCACUGAAGAUGAUGCUGUCAUGAAGAAAAAAAGAAAACAGCAACUUCAUUCUUCAGCAGGGACAAAAACAAAAAAUGUCCGGAAGACCGCGGAGAUGGGUGGUUAUAUGGAUGUCGAACCCGCAGGAGAAAUGUGCCUUAAGGAGGAGGUGGCGGCCCGGGGCCUCAGCCAGACGGUGCGCGUUAUCAGAGUGGACAGUUUCUGCUCCACGGACACGUCGUGUGGCUCUUCUCUAGUCGACUCUGACCUGGAGGUGGGUUGGAGCCCUGUAUAGCCCUGUCGUGGGAUUUUGAGGCUUGACAACAGGAGGGAGAUGACCUUCCACCAGCAAACCCCAAACUGAAUAACAUCUGCACAUUCGCCUCUCGUGCAAGCUUGGAAAGAAAAUCAAACCAAUGUAACUCUGGAUUAGUAAAGUGAUACACAUCUGGUGCAUUCAUUUCAGGGGAAAUAAAAAGUGUCAACAGCAAAACGUUAUUUGUCUUGUUUUUACUUAAAAGCGUGUGUAGUGAGCUGCA